AACCUCAUCCCGGGGGAGCCCCUCAGGAUCGUUGCGAGCGUUGGUUACAUCGGUUCUUUACCGCCUAACUUUGAAAAUUGCAGUCUAGGGUUGAUAUCCACUCUGGUGCCCAACAGCGACGACAUCUCGGUGUUGAUGGAUAGCAGUAUGAAGCUGAGAAUCGGCAUCACGAACAAGAUUGAGAACUCUGUAUACACUCUCAUAGAGGCGACCACGAACGGUGAGAUGGGAAACAUAUUCGCACAGUGCUGCAACAUGGAGGCAUCAUGGGAUUUGGGUGUGCCCAGUGCUACAGUGCGGGCCAGGGGUGAGCGCAACGAUGAAACACCGACCCAGGGGCCAGGGUGGUGGGUCUGGAUGCUCAUUGCGCUAUGUAUAGCCCUUUUCCUCGGUCUUAUUGCAUCUCUAUUCCUGGGAAGAUGUAACCGAUGGAGGAGGAAACCGGCGCCGCCGUUUGCCAACUUUGAAGACUCUGGUGCUUACGUUGGUCCCAAGGUUGGUUACAAUGCCCCACGGGAAACCCCCACAGCAGUUGUGGACCCCGAAUCUGGGACCCCGAUUCUGCCCCUCAUAAAGAAGAACUCCAUCACGCCCCACCAGAGGAGGGCAUCAAUCAGUCAGCUAUCGACCAGCGCCAACUCGGUUGCGAACCCGUCGGUCCGAGUCGUACAAGAGUCGCCUUUUUGACUUGCAUUAUGUAAAUUUGUCCCGCACCACUUAGUCGAUACACGUCGGAGUAUAUGCAUGUCCCUAUAACGGGGCGCUUCCAUUUUAGACAAACUCGAAC
Messenger RNA from Perkinsus marinus ATCC 50983, 787 nucleotides. RefSeq lists its product as hypothetical. NCBI's taxonomy places the organism in Eukaryota, Perkinsozoa, Perkinsida, Perkinsidae. The record is from RefSeq and is a predicted model, not a curated record. The transcript is spliced from 3 exons. Bases 136 to 687 code for a protein of 183 amino acids.